AUGCAGAUGGCCGAGACACGUGACUUAAAAGAAGUGCCCAGUGAGCACGCGACUGUUGUUGACAUGAAACCCUCUGGGGGAAACGUUGCUGUGAAUGGUAACAGCGCGGGCGGUGUUGGUGAUAUGAAGGCUGAAGGCGGUGCGACUGCGGUCGGAGCGGCGGUCGUGGCUACUCCUGCAGCAACACCAGAAGCUGUUCCAGAGGAGACUGUUCCAGAGGAACAACCUGUUUCAACUGAGGCGGAGCCAACGGCAGCAGCAGCAGCAGAACCAGUGGCAGGAAUAGAGACUCCUGCAGAUGCACCUGUGGAUACACCUGCAGAAGCCACUGCAGAAGAAGCCCGUACAGAAGCUCCAACAGAGCCUAAGCCAGAAGAAAAUAUGGUUCCAGCUCCGGCCCCACCCCAAGAGCCAGAUAUGAACAACCUUCCGCAAAAUCCGAUGCCUGCUCACCAAAAGAAGCACGCACUCACCGCUAUCAAAGCGGUUAAACGCUUAAAGGAUGCCAAACCUUUCUUGAAGCCAGUGGAUAUUGUCGCCUUGAACAUUCCUCUCUACUAUAACUACAUCCCUCGUCCAAUGGACCUCUCGACUAUCGAGAGAAAGUUGAACGUAGAUGCGUAUGAGACUCCCGAACAAGUGACCGAUGACUUCAAUUUAAUGGUCAACAACUGUAUCAAGUUCAACGGUGAUAAGUCUGUGAUUGCACAAAUGGCUAGAAACAUCCAGGCCUCUUUCGAGAAGCAUAUGCUAAAUAUGCCUUCCAAAGACGCACCUCCUCAACAGCAAAAACGCACAAAGGCAAACCCUGACCAACCGGUGGUGAUCAGAAGAGCACCAUCGCAGUCAGGCAGACCGAAGCGUGAAAUCCAUCCACCAAAGACCAAGGAUAUUUAUCCCUACGAAAGUAACAAGCCUAAGUCUAAAAAGCACCAAAUGGAGAUGAAGUUCUGUCAACAAGUCCUAAAGGAAUUGCUCUCAAAGAAGUACUCGUCGUUUAAUUAUCCAUUCCUUGAGCCAGUGGAUCCAGUGGCAUUGAAUUGCCCAACCUAUUUCGAUUUCGUCAAGGAACCCAUGGAUCUCGGUACCAUCCAGAAAAAAUUGAACAACUGGGAAUAUCAGACCGCUGAAGAAUUCGAGCACGAUGUUAGAUUGGUGUUCAAGAAUUGCUACGCUUUCAACCCAGAAGGAACUAUCGUUAACAUGAUGGGUCAUCGUCUAGAGGACGUUUUCAAUUCUAGAUGGGCUGAUAGACCAGUGAUCCCUGACGAAGAAAGUGCGGACGAGGGUGGUGAAUCGGAUGAUGGAUAUGAAUCGGAAGAGGCUUCUGAAGAAGAACAAAUCGACGAAACUCAAAUUACUAACCCUGCUAUCCAAUACCUAGAACAACAGUUGGAAAGAAUGAAGAUAGAAUUGCAACAGUUGAAGAAGCAAGAACUCGAGAGAAUCAGAAAAGAAAGAAGAGCAGCCAGGGGUGCAUCCAAGUCAAAGAGAAGAGGCAAGACAGGCACCAAGAGAAAGGCAGCUGGAAAUGGUAAAUCUGCUGCGUCUUCAGCAUCUUCUGGUGGUAAGAGACGUAAGAAGAACCCAUUAAAGGCUGUCGUCACUUACGACAUGAAGCGUACCAUUAGUGAGAGAAUUGGUGAUUUGCCCGAAAGUAAGCUUGAAAAGGCUGUAGAUAUUAUCAGAAAGUCCAUGCCUGAAAUCGGUGCAGAUGACGAAGUGGAGUUAGAUAUUGAACAACUUGACGAAAACACUAUUCUAACGUUGUAUAACACUUUCUUCCGCAAGUACGAUUCCGCUAACAAUGGUUAUGCUGGAGUGGACGAUGGGGUUCUGUCCGUUUCUUCUGAAACUGACUUGAGACACAGUUCUUUGUCACCAAACUCUACAAAAUCAAAGGGCAAACGUCGGAGAAGUAAAGCAUUGAGCGAAGAGGAGCAGAACAAUCAAAUACAGCAGAUUAAAAACAAAUUAGCCUCUUUCAAUGCAAACUCUCCAAUGAGUCCAAACACUUUGAACGCUCUAGCUCAUCAACACCAUCAACAACACAGUAACGAAUCCUCGUCUGAAGAUGACAUGAGUAGCGAGAGCGAGGAAGAGUAA
This is a messenger RNA of Kluyveromyces marxianus DMKU3-1042, 2106 nucleotides long. It is a transcript of the gene BDF1, whose product is annotated as chromatin-binding protein BDF1. The record is from RefSeq and is a predicted model, not a curated record. Lineage: Eukaryota; Fungi; Ascomycota; Saccharomycetes; Saccharomycetales; Saccharomycetaceae. Gene Ontology annotation, cellular component: nucleus; chromatin. The coding region runs from base 1 to 2106 and encodes 701 amino acids. Gene Ontology annotation, biological process: regulation of DNA-templated transcription; chromatin remodeling. The transcript has a single exon.